AUCGCAUGCAGCAAAUUAACAAACCUUUUCAGAUCGAACAAACGGAUUGAAAGGCGGCACCUAGCGCGUCGUCCGUUGGCAUCGCAGAUCUGUCCAAACAUGCUAAUGAAUGCCAGAAGCUCUCGUGUUACGUGCACAUCAGGCCGGUCAUGGCCUGCCAGUCCCAUAAUUCUACCAAGCAGACUUCAUUGCAGUGCAAGAAUUGCUCUUCAAUGCCGCAUGAUAGGAAGACCUGGCCACAGUACUAGGAGGAGCUUUCUCAUGUGCGACGCCACUGCGUCGCAAGGUCAAGAGGUGUUCAGGGGAGUGUAUGGGGACUGGCAGGUUGAAGAGAGCGACGUUAGGGAAGUGCUGGGAUACCGUGCUGGCAUCUCAGUGGCUGCAGCAGCCCUCCUAUUGGACACCAUCAUUGCCCUCGGAAUUCAAAAUGGAUCACCAUUACAGUUCCUGAGGGAAUGGCAGAAUGCCAUCUGCCUCAUUGGGGCAGGCGGCCUGGGGGUAUCCCUUGUCCUGAUCCACAUAUAUGUGGCCCCCUUGAAACGCUUCAUCCAGCUCCUAUGGGCUUCUGGUGUCAUAGGCAGCCUCAGCAUCAUGGCAUCGCAGCCGCAGCCAGUCACGGAUUUUGUGGCAAGCAACCCGGGCGCCGUUUGGGCUGUCGGCCCCUUCUUUGCUGCCGUCACUGGAGUGGCCUUCAAGGAAGGGGUGUGCUAUGGGAAACCGGAAUGCGCUGUUCUCUUCUUCCUCACACCUGCACUCCUCUUGGGGCACCUCAGUGGCGCUGUACCAGAGUCAGCGGAGCGUGUGCUGCUGUUGGCAUUCCUUGGAACGUCGCUGAUUUUUGCAGGGAGAAAAUGGACACAGCCCAUCAAAGAUGACAUAGGAGACAAGAGCGUCUUCACGUUUCUGGCUAUGUCUGAGGAAGAGCAGCAAAAGCUGCUUAUGCAGAAAGAGCAGGAGAAGGUACUGGAGGACUGAAAUUAUCAAGACAGCGAGUGCCUGCGUUUGCAUGGGGGGACUUGUGGGUCUACAAGUCGCAUAGAAAGACAGAUUGGUCAUUGAGGAGACACUGCACAACUUUCAGCACAGUGUGUACAGCUAAAAAUGUAUAGCUCAUCUUUGAAGCUCAACAGUUUCAUCCAUACUACGUAUCAGUCCUUGUAAUUUUUGCUUCAAUUG
Messenger RNA from Coccomyxa subellipsoidea C-169, 1176 nucleotides. RefSeq lists its product as hypothetical. NCBI's taxonomy places the organism in Eukaryota, Viridiplantae, Chlorophyta, Trebouxiophyceae, Coccomyxaceae. Gene Ontology annotation, cellular component: chloroplast. The coding region runs from base 262 to 975 and encodes 237 amino acids. The record is from RefSeq and is a predicted model, not a curated record. The transcript has 7 exons.